UCUCAGUUUGAAUUUGGCGCGACGACAUACAGUCCAGUAGCGGGCGGCCAAGCCGCACGAUCGCGCCAUUGUGGGCCGUCAGAAAACGAACAAAUUGAAAGUUUCGCUUGUGUUAUUUACGUUUUUGUUUGUUUUGGUGUAAGAACGGACCGGUUUUUAGAGAAUUAAGACUUUGAAAAACUUAAAAUAGAAUUAAAUGAAACAUAGUUAAGUGAGUUUAUGUAGUGCAAACGAAAUAUUUUCGGGACGGCGUCGCCCACGUUAAUAUUUUGCAUAAACAGUAGUACGCUGUACUAUAACAAUAAUAAUGGAUGCAGAUAAAAAAAUAAACUUGUGCGAGGGGGUUCCUCUAAACUCACCAGGUGCGGCGAAUAUUUUUUUGAAUACAAGUAACGAUAGAAAAGUUAAAGAUGGAACUGUGAUACAUUUAAAAACAGAGAAACCGGCAGACGUCGGAGUGCAUAUAAACACGACUUUGUCGAUAGCGUCUUCCAAGAAAAUAAAACUUUUGUUCAUAAUGAACUUCUUGCUUAGCGUCGUGUGUAUGAUAAUUAGUUGUUCGGUAGCAUUUUACUACUGGAACGAGAUGAUAUCGAUGAGGAAACAGAUAGAGAUGGUGCGAGAACAGUUUUUAAUUCAGAACUUCAAAGACGGUGUAGGGGAAGAGGACAAGCCUGUGCAUAGUGCUUUGGUGUCGAGGCUGCGGCCUCAAGUGCGAGCGGAGGGCCGCGAGCCGCGUAUGAACUUCGCCAAGGAGGAUAUUUCACCAAAUGCCAGGAGGUACUAUGUUGAAGACCUUGGGGAGGACAUGUUGCUUGUUGACUCCAGUAAAAAGGAUUCCAAAGAAGACAAGGCCCCUGUUUAUGACAUGGCAGCAUUCCAAAAAGAGCCUCUGGUAGUUCACUUCAAUGGAGCCAUGAGGGAAGUUAAUAUGGGGUCUCAAGCAAUCGUGGGUCCUUGGCUACGCGACCUGGAGGUAUCAACCAAAGGCAGUGAAACUAAAAUAGAACUCAAUACCAACUAUUUCGUUAUUCAGGAAUCUGGACUGUACUUUGUUUACACACAGAUCGUAUACCUAACACACGCGCCGAACUGUUACUUCGUAUGGGCACGGCAACCCAACCAGGAGCCGCGGCUCCUCAGCACGUGCGCGACUGGCGACGACUCCAGUACGCGCGCGCUCGACCGCUCGCAGAUCUCCUGCGCAACGCACACACUCGCCAGACUGUACAAAGGUGAUACUGUCAACAUCGCCCAAAGAGAACAGAACAGAACAUUGUGGCUGCGGCCAGGGUUCACACACUUCGGAUUCAUUAAAAUUACCUCCUAACGUGAAAUGUGAUGUAUUAUAUUAGAUUUUGGAAGGGUUAUGUCGUCGCCAAUCAGAGGCAGGUCCCUUCUAGACUACAAAUGUAAGUCGGAAAUGACUUGUAAGUUUUUAUAAAAAAAAAAAACAUACAGACGAAUUGAGUACCUCCUUCUUUUGUGAAGUCGGUCAAAAAUGGACAUGUAGAUAACUAUUAUUAAAAGACAAUUGGAGUAGCCUCUCUCUUUCAUUAUCAGCUGAUCUUUGACGAUGUAAGUGAAUUCAGUAAUUUUACUUGACUCAAGAGGGAUUUUUGUAAUUCCUUUGUAACCACCUAGAGCAUUAAUUACUGACCAGAUUGUGACGAAUGAGGUGUUAUUUGUUUAGUACCCUUCCCCUGAGUGUCACAAGUGUACUUUCAGUAAGGAUUUAAGGUUUUCUUUAACUAAAAAAUAGUUAUGUAAAUAAGUCACUGCCAUGGUAUCAAAAUGUUGCUUAUAGUGCCAUAUUUGAUUUUCGUUUGUAUAUUAGUUGCAUCACAAGCGAUUGUGUACUUAUGUUAAUUAUCUUAAGUCAAUAUAUAUUUAGUUGAAAUUAUUGUCUAACAAUAAAGCUAUACUAAUUUGAUUUCGAAAUGACAUAAUUUUUGACUUUAUUUGCUCAAAAGCAUUUAGUACAUCGAACUGGUUAUUUGGCGUACUUAUUUAUUCUUUAAAGCAUGUAAUGGUGCAGUUAAAGUUAAUUUAGGUUUAAAUUUCGUUUAAAUGUUGUAUACUGUUAUGAAAAUGGUGCUGAUAGUUGGUUUGUCAUAUUAAGUAAUAGAGCCUACCGGAAUUUAGUCAGAAUUUAGUGUAAGUAAAAGUUAUGAAAAGGGUAUAUUUUGUCUUCCAGUGCUCAUAAGUUUUAGUACAUUCUAAAUUUAUUUUGUAACAGUAACUUUAUUAAGUUUUUUUUUUAUAUUCUUAAAGUGUAGGAUGAUCAGGAAAAUAUGAAGCUAAUUUCUUUGCGUACAUUAGAAAGCGAUUUAAUAGGUGAUUGAAGCUCCCCCAAGCCAGAAUAUUAUAUUUAGCCUAUAUUAAAAAAAAUAUUGUUUCUGGUUUUUUCAAAGAUUAUAAAAGAUAUAUGCAGUGGGAAAAAUAAAGAGCUUUAAUCUGUUGAAACAUUACUGCCAUUGCCGCUUUCAAUUUCCGAUUUAUAUUUGUAAUAAUUUGUGAUUGUAACCGCAGUGCUACUUGUGCUAAGUUAUUUAUAAGAAUAGUGAUGUUUAUUUUGUAAUUUAGUAAUAUUUUUCAUAAUAUGUUACCGAUAGUUUUCAACUUAUGGUGGAAUAAUAUGCAAUAUUCCUUUAAAGUUUAUGACAAACUUUUUUUUUUUGUAAUACGAAAUAUUUGUACAAUAACUGGGUUAAUUUUAGCCAAAACACUCCUGCAAGAAUUUUUGCAUUCUCUCUCCUACAAAAAUAGAGAUGCCAAAUAUAUUUUGUAUACAUGUUUUGUCUGAAAAACCCACAAAAACAAAGUAUUUUGACGAAUAUUUACGUGACAUUAUGAAUACUAAAAAUAAAUACUUGAUGAAACAUGUUAUACUGCAGCGAAGACAAAACUCCUUUUAUUGUUACUACAUACAUUAUUGAUAAUAUUUAUGUAUUUUAUUGUGUCAAUAGUAAUAUGUUUUGUGUAAUUAUCAAAUUGUAUUACAAAAAUGUUUUGUAUUAAGUAAGGAAUUUAGGAUUAUUCGAUGUUAACUGUAAAUAUAAACGGUAAUUAGUCCCGUCCGCCAAUAAAGUGCCUUAAACAUUGAAAUAUA
Molecule: messenger RNA, 3112 nt
Organism: Papilio polytes (common Mormon)
Lineage: Eukaryota; Metazoa; Arthropoda; Insecta; Lepidoptera; Papilionidae
Exons: 6
Coding region: 308-1330 (340 amino acids)
Biological process (GO): immune response
Cellular component (GO): membrane
Molecular function (GO): receptor ligand activity; tumor necrosis factor receptor binding
Source: RefSeq, a predicted model, not a curated record